Pocillopora meandrina is the source of this 7128-nucleotide messenger RNA. The record is from the annotation of a GenBank genome assembly. NCBI's taxonomy places the organism in Eukaryota, Metazoa, Cnidaria, Anthozoa, Scleractinia, Pocilloporidae.
AUGGUAUCUUUUGAUGUAGAAUCGUUGUUUACAAACGUACCGAUCGAGACUGCAGUUCAAGCCGCAUUACGAAAACUAGAGAACGACAGCGAUCUUGCUAACCGCACGAACUUGAAUUUGGUCUUAAGAUCGACAUUUUUCUAGAAGAAAACGGAGCAGCCAUGGGAAGCCUUGUUGCUGCGGUUGUAGCUAACUUCUACAUGGAAGAAUUUGAAGAACAGGCGAUAGCAAAUGCGAGUUGCAAACCUAAGCUCUGGAAAGGAUAUGUAGAUGACACUUUCACAGUCUUAGACCGGGACCGUGUCAACGGCUUUUGUCAACAGCCUACUACUCGUUUUACCAUGGAAAUCAAGAAAGAUAACACCAAUCCCCUCUCGACACAACAGUUACAAGGCACUCAGACGGUCUUCUCACUACCACUGUAUAUAGAAAGCCCACCCACACUGACCAGUACCUAGCCUAUGAUUCACACCACCCUCAGUCAGUGAAGCGUGGUAUUGUUAACUGUCUUUACUACCGAGCCUAACACCUCACAACGAAACCGUCAGUUAUCCCCAGGGAAAAUAGACACUUGUCAUCAGUACUUAUUUCUAAUAGCUAUCCCUCUUCAUUUGUACGAAACCUCGCAAAGACAACAAGGUUAACAGGCAACAAAGAACCCGCACAGGAAUUUUUAAUCUACUGCCGUUCUCCCUUACAUAAAGGGUGUAUCAGAGGUUCUUCGCCGCUGCCUACAACAUCAAGGCAUACGAACCGUUUUCAAAUCGGACACGACACUUAGAUCUCACUUAGUACGACCUAAAGACGCCCUAGAUGAUGUUACAAGAUCCCAUGUGAAUGCGGCAAAGUGUAUAUCGGUGAAACUGGGAGAUCAAUGCGAGAAAGGAAAAAAGAACAUGACAGAGACAUACGGUUUGCUCGUACUUAGACCUCUGCGGUUUCGGAGCACGCUAACGAAACGGGGCAUAUUCCUAUUUGGAGCAAGGUUAAGUUUAUUGAUCGUAACCCCCACUGGUACACACUUAGGGUCAAAUGGGCUAUCCAUAUAAGACUUCAUCCCGACAACAUCAAUUGGGAUAGCGGAAUCGACAUAGCGACACCUAAACAAUCGACCUCAUCACCUGAUGAAGAGUAGCAUUAUUGCACUCGAAACGUCGCGAUCUACAUCAAAAGUGACUCUAUCGUGAGACAAACGAACAAAGUUCAUCUCCUAUCUCACAUUACGAUGAACAAUAAAGACAUAUUUCAUUACAAUAUCACACCUGAUGAUUCUUCUAGGGAGUCAUAACAUUAACAUAAAUUUUUUGUAGAAAAAUAAAAAAUCCUCUGCUCAUACUUGAAAUAAAAUUCUCAGAUAGUUAAAGAGGACAUACUUAGCAGCUAACAAUCUGCAGUUUUUAAUGGAUAAAAAUAAAACUCGCUACAGCUGCACAUUUUUCAUCGGUACAAUUAAUUAGGGAAGAAGAAAAAAGAUUAGCACGGAACGAAAAAUUAGAUCGAAGCCAGGGUUUUACAUUGGAAACUUGUACCUUGAUUUUUUACUUGUCAAAAUGUAUUUGCCACCAUAUUAAACGAGGAUCAGGAAACAUGUGAAAAAGAAUCUGAGUGUAUGUAAUUAAGUAAUUAAUUAAUUUCCACUGUAGCAGUAAUAAUCUUGUGCAUGAAAAAAAAAAACGUUGCUAGCCCAACCAUUAUGUGGGUAACCCUAUAACUACGACUCAUCACGAUCGUUUCUGAGAAGACAGAAUGCAUUUAAAAUCUCUAUUUUCAACGCAUAAAAGGGUUGUUAUACCAUCUUGGUUCUUUAUCCCUCAUCAAGGUUGGGUUUUCCAAGUUGAUGACCUGUAUGACAGCUGAUAGUCUUUUGAGCCACGCCCACACACCGUACAGAUUUGACGAGGAAUUUGCACAUCCCAGCAGGUGGCACUCUAUUGUAUCUCACGACCUUGAAAAGCUAAGCAAUGGCUUGUGUCUAACAGACUCACCUUGAACACUCCAAAGACUGAAUUUAUGUUGCUCGGCUCUGGGAAAAGAUUAAGUACUCUACCUGAUACGCUCGAACUUUCCAUAGAUAAUGUUCUGAUUGAACAAGUUUCCCGUGAAAUCCCUUGGAAUAUAAAUCGAUGAAACUUUAAUGUGGCAUUCUGACAUUAAUAAACUGUGUAAAAAGUUCGCUUCCGCUAUUGCAGUCAUGAAGCGAGCUAAGCCAUUUGUGUCCCAGUCCACCCUACUAAAUAUUUACAACUCACUACUUCAAUCUCCCUUUGAUUACUGCAGCCUAGUCUGGGGUAAUUGUGGCAAAACAUUAUCUAACAAGCUGCAAAAACUACAAAAUCGUGCUGCACAUGAAAGAACUUCAUCAAACUAUGUCUGUUACCUGAACAGUGCGAAACCUCUGGCGAAAUCUCUGCGAAACCUCCCACGCUAAAUUUUGCGAGCAUCAUCCUCUAGCAUCAUCAUAUAACCCCUGGUUCUUUUCAAUGCUAUAAAAGAUUGUGCUAUAUCAGUAUUCAUAUGCCCUGGUUCUUUUCAAUGCUAUAAAAAAUUGUGCUAUAUCAGUAUUCAUAUGCAGUUUUAACUGCCUUUCUUUGGCAUUAUAGCACGAACUCUUCCCAACCUGGACGCGCCGCUUAUGGCGGACCAAGAUAAAGAGUUUGAGAAGUUUAAAUGCGAGGAUAAAAGUUUUAGAUCGUGUAUGUUAUGAUUUCUUAAUAUGUAUGGCUGACCUUGUUAUGGGCCUACAAAGCGUAUCAAGAAAAGUGGAUAACCUUGACUAAAUGACUACCUUGACUAAAAUAGGCUUUGUUAAAUGAUUAAAAUGACCGUGUAUGGCCACCUUGGAACAAUGGCGGAAACAGCUGUUGAUCUUUAUUUUACCUUUGUAUAAAAGAAACCAAGUACAUGCAUUCUAUCAGAAGGUCACUAUGACAACUUAGACGUAACAACGUCACGAAAUUUAUAUUUUCGAAAACAUAAAAAGACCGUUUGCUAGCACACAAAAUUUGAAAGCGGGAAUGCAUCGCGUUGUGGCACCGGUACGAAGUUACCGAAGCAUAAUUUUCAUCGUGUUUCACAGGGGGUACAACGGCUAUCUAGGCAUAUUUGGUUCAUCAAAAGGGUCCUUUAGGAAAAACAAAAUGAACUGUCGGCGGAUUCUCGGUAUUUACGUUCAGAGGCUCUUUUAAAAAUGACCGUACCGGUGGAGGACAGAUCCAGAUGCCGAACUUUCCAUGUAACGAACCAAAUGCAUAAGUUACAUUAUAGCGUAUUUUGAAGGAAUUUUCUUGAACCUGUUUUGAGAACGGCCAUUAAAGGUAAUAAAUGUCGGCUUCAAAAGGCCUCCUAUUUUCGAUUUGAGUCGGUUCCAAGAGAUUAUAAACUGGUCGGUUCAGAUUUUAAUUAAGUUCAGCUCAUGAAAAGCUCGGCUCAUAAAUCGCGCCUUAUUUAAUGUUUUGUCGACCAGUUGUGGUUUUUAUUCAAAGUGUCGACUACCCGUGACCGAUGCAAAUGGAAUUCUUAAACAUUGUCAUUGAUCAAAAGAUUUCUUCGAUCAUCAAACCAUUUGUUCCAAAAGAAUUUCAUCAUGGCGUAAUAAAAGGUGGCUUCUGCAGCAUUGACCACAAUAGUAACUGCCUGAAGGGCGGACGGGGUUCGAUGAAAGUUAUUCACACCUGUUACUUGGAAAGCUGCUUGCGUGGAAGUCAAAACGAAAAGAUAUAAGUUCUCCAGGAUAAAUAAAAGCAGAGUGAGCGAGUAUGCCAAAUUCUUUACGUUGUCUCUGUGUUCCUUCCACGGUGCGGGUACAGUAUUCCACAGAUACACUACCAGGGUCGUCGCAAUUUCUCCGAGAAUGAACAUAACUUCAAUAAUUAAACUUAUACUUGAUGUUUCUGUGCAGAUGACGAUGAUGUUGUAAACAACAGCGACCAUUAACUGAGCGAAAAGCGACCAGAACCGGGCAUACUUCGAGUUGUUUCGAAGAGCAGAAAGAUAUCCUUCAUAGUUUGGCACCUUUCGUAGCACAAGAAUAACAAGUACAGUGUUGAUAAACGAAGACAUCUGCCAACUUAUCUCCAGUUCCAUUGCAUGAGAAAAUAUCGUGAAGUUUUUGCAGCGAUAACUUGCAAGUUUUUCCCGGAAGAAGCAAUCUGUAGCGUGAAUGCUGUACAGGACUAAGCUGAUAAAACGCCAUAAAAUAAAGCCGAAAUAAGUUAACGUAACGCCAACCUUUAAAAAAACCUGACGGCAGCGAAAUCGUAAGGUCGCUUCCUCUCUCCUGUUAUUCCUACCUAUCAGAAUAUAACCUGUGUCAUUCUUCAUACUGAUCAAAACGAAGAAGUUCAGCAACUUGACUUUUUUCACCAUUCAAUAUUAUCGUCAAGUGUUUCUAUAGGAAAAAUGGAAUUUCAACUGUCGGCAUUCGAGGAAUACCAGAGUGGAAGAGCACGUCGAAUAUUGAAAGUGAAAAACCUUGAAGGUAAAAAUAUAGGAUCAAUAUCAGUAUCUGGGCAGCCGCCCACCUACCCCUCCCUUAACUCAACAACAGUCAAUUGACAACAAGUUAAGGUUAAUGUUGAGUUAGGGGAGGGGUAGGUGGGCAGUUGCCCAGAUACUGAUAUUAAUAUAUUUAUGCGUCUGCCGUUUUUCACUCCCCAAAAGCUGAAACUCAGGCCUGACGUUUAAGCGUAGAUCAACACUUUAAAACAGUAGACGACGAGUGAAAAUAUAUUGUGUUUUGGUGCUUAAUAAGAUUUUGAAAUGCAUUUGCAUAAGUUUAGUCUGUGUCAGCACUUCCUAAUUUCUACGAAAGAAUAAAGUGGCUAAGUAUAAGUUUCUAAAAAAAAAAAAAAAAAAAAAAAAAGCAGCGCUAUGUCAGCACUUUUCUAAUUUCCACUAAAGAAUAAAGAGGGUAAGUUUCUGAAAAAAAAAAUCCUGCGUCAGUAAUAUUCUAAUUUAUAUUAUAAUAAAUUCCGGAUGUAACGUGCGCUGUCAUUAGUUGAAAAAACGUGCUCUAUGAGAGUUUAUAAUAAAGUUCGGAUAUAACGUGCGCUGUCACUGGUUGAAAGAGCGUGCUCUAUGAGAGUAUAAAGCAUAGAGCUGAGCUAAAACUGUCACGCCAUUUGCCAAAUUGGACUAUGUCCGACCUUUUCCGGGACUUCUUUCUAGCUUCUCUUUCGUCAAUUGAAAGUGAAAUUUAGAAACAAGCGAGCAAAGGUUUGCAGAAAUGCCAGGUGCAGUAAUUUACGUUACUGUUAAGUGAGCAGAGACAAACCAUCCUCAAAGAUAAAACAAAAUGGACAGUCCGAGUUUUAAAGGUUUUCACGCUCAGUUAGAUUGCAAGUUUACGUACGGUAAUAAAAAUCAAACACAGCUAACACUUGUAUAGUGUAUAAAAAAACAAAAACAGAAAAAAACAGGAAUGAUGAAAAAUAUAACCUGGCAUAACUGUUAAAAUUCAUACUAAUAAUGACGGUGUCGGAGCGACUGCGAUCAUGCUGAGGUCUAUCGCGGCUAGCUCAUCAUGGCGAUCAUCGGUCAUCGCAGUGGAGCAAGCCUCAGGAACUAAAUCGACUACCCUUCGAGUGGAAAAAUAAGAGCUUGCUCUGAUAACCUUUCCGAUGCGUUGAUUGGAAAGAUACAUCAAUCACUGCAGCCGAGUUUUACAGCACUGUCAUUCCGAGCGAUCUUCAUGUCCUAGUGAAUUCGACUGUUGUUCAUUCAUAAAACACUCGCCUUGAACAGUUUGUUUCCUACUUGUCAUGUGAAAUAACUUGCGUAUUUUUGUGAGCCACGAUUGGGUCGAAUUUCACUGAACAUUUCACUGUCAGAUUCUGUAUUAGAAACGAAAAAACUUCAGGCAAAAGUGUUCAAUUCGACAUGCCGAACUAUUUUAGUUUGUCAAAUAUUGCAGAGUAUGAACUUUGAUGGUUUGACAUUUUUGACAACUUUAGUCUUGUACAGUCAAUCAGAUUAUUUGAACCAUUCUAACAGGGAUUCUGAUUGGCUAAUUGUAGCGUGCUUUAGAGAGUAUAGAGCAUGCUAACGACACUGUUGUUCGCUUUGGAAAUAAAGUUUGUUUUGAAAAUUGAAAGUAAUUCUUGAGGAAUUUAACGGAUUCUUUAUUAUAAAACAAAUAGAGAAGUCUUAUUGGCUUAUUGUAACGUGGGAACAGGGAUUCUGAUUGUCUUAUUGUAGCGUGCCUUAUGAGAGUAAAGAGAAUGCUGACGACACCGUUGUUCUCUUUAGAAUUAAAAUUUGUUUUGAAAAUUGAAAGUAAUGCGUGGGGAAUUUAACGGAUUCUUUAUUACAAAACAAACAGAAAAGCCUUGACUGUGCUCUGUUCUGUUUUAAAGCACACAGGAAGCGGCUAGAGCACUCUAACCGCUUUCUGCGUGCUUUACAACAGAACAGAGCAAAGUCAAGGCUUCUCUAUUUGUUAACGAAAGAAUAAAGAGGAUAAGUUUCAAAGAUCCAGCAGACCGGCUAAGCCGUAAACUCACUGACAAGCUUCUCAGCUUGAAACGAAGUGGACAUCUAUCAGAAACCAUCUACAGCAAGAUCAAACCUAGGCACAAACAGCUAGGAUCUACGGCUUACCUAAGAUAUACAAGCCCAACACACCAUUAAGACCAAUUGUAUCAUGUAUUAACACCUUUGCUUACGAUUUGUCGGCAUACCUGGCCAAUAUCCUGUCCCCCUUGACAGGCAAGUCAAACUACUCAGUUGUUAGUCACGAGAAAGUAAAUGAUAACUAGGUCAUGUUAUCUUUUGACAUAGAAUCGUUGUUACAAACGUACCGAUCGAGGCUACAGUUCAAGCCGCAUUACGAAAACUAGAGAACGGCAGCGAUCUUGUUUAUCGCACAAACUUGAAUUUGGUCUUACGAUCGACAUAUUUCCAGAAGAAAACAGAGCAGCCAUUGGAAGCCUUGUUGCUGCGGUUGUAGCUAACAUCUACAUGGAAGAAUUUGAAGAACAGGCGAUAGCAAAUGCGACUUGCAAACCUAAGAUCUGGAAAGGAUAUGUAGAUGACACUUUCACAGUCUCAGACCGGGACCAUGUCAACGGCUUUUUGCAACAUCUAAACAGUCAACAGCCUACUAUUCGCUUUACCAUGGAAAUCAAGAAA